GCCGUUGGUGGCUACUUUGCGCCAAAUUGGCUACUUUUCGACCCCGUCUGGCGAUGAAAAUUUCACGUUGGCUCCUUGGCUACUUUCUGGCUACUUUGAACUUCUAUUUUGGCGCAUUCACUAGCCAUUUUUUUUGCAAUUGCAUAUACAAUAGCAAGCAAGAACAAAGAAGAACAAUUAUUUUUAAAGCUUUGCUCUCCUCAUGGCUGUUCCGGUCGCCUUGACGCGCGCGCGCCAUAGCGCGCGCGUCCUGUACGCAUAUAUUCUCUCCGCCGGCGGUGCGCACAUAGAGACCAACUAGCAGACGCGGGUGCGCAGACGCACGGACUCUGGGUGAUGGGCGCACGUCGAAGCAAAGCCCGUGAGGACGUUGCGCGCCAUCUGGAGAAAAUAACGCUAAUUCUAGCGCACGGCGAAGCAAAGGCCGCAAGGACGCUGCGCUCCAUCUGGAGAAAAUAACACUAAUCUAGAGUACUUUCUCCGUUAGGGUCAUGCAUCCGAAACCAUGCGUUUAGGUGCAGCCGUGUGCACGGCAUGACACCAGAGAGGAACGAGCAGUACAGGUGAAAUAACACUUGUGUACCCCAAGGCGACAAAGCUUCUGUUUUUGUGCCUUCGGCUUGCCGACACCGGCGUCUACCAUGGGAAAAGACGCAAGAGCAAAGCGCACGUUUCGAGAAGAAUGGAGAAAGGACAAGAAACUGAGCGGAUGGAUUUCGUCACGUGACGGCGGAACGACUGCUCACUGCAAGUACUGCAAUUGCAACAUUCGACCCCACUACAGUGAUCUGUUGAAGCACGCAGAAACCAAAAAGCACCGCGAGUGCGCAGUAAUCCCAAGUUCGCAACAAAAACUGCCGCAGCUUCUAGCGUCUUCGAGUCGAACGUACUAUGAAAAGGCUCGCCGAGAGUUAAGGAUCGCCUUGUACACUGCAGUGCACACUUCCAUAAAUGCUGUCGACGAACUUGGUGAGAUUCUGCAUUCCGAAUUCAAUGAUUUUGAUCUGCACAGAACGAAGUACACGGCUAUAAUUACGAAUGUUCUCUUCCCGUACUUCACGGAAAACAUGGACAAACAACUGAACGGCUCCAGCUAUUCUCUAAUGGUGGAUGAAUCAACCGAUGUAUCCACGACAAAGCAACUUUGCAUGGUUGUGCGGUUUCUGAGUUUAGAAGAAAACAGGAUUGCAACCACCCUUCUUGAUCUCGUAGAGCUGUCUGAUGGAACGGCAGAAACGCUUCACGACACGGUAUUGAAGACGUUGGACAAGCACGGCCUAUCGAUCAAGAACUGUCUCGGACUCUGCACCGAUGGUGCAAAUGCCAUGUGCGGCAAACACAAUUCUCUGUUCAGUCGUCUUAGUGAGGACAACAAAGACUUGAUUCUGAUGAAAUGCUCUUGCCACAGCCUGGACCUUGUGGCAUCCAAGUCGAUGGAGGCGAUUCCUUCUGCGGUUGAGCACGUAGUGCGAGAAACCUACAACUACUUUGCACACAGCAGCUGCCGGCAAGAUGCUUAUAAGAGACUGUAUGCCAGUAUGACAGUGGAAGAUGAAAGUGCAAAUCCACCGCCCAAGAUUCUGUCGCUUUCGCAGACGAGAUGGCUUGCUAUUGCAGACUCUGUAGAAAGAAUUUUGGCGUAGUACCAGUCUCUCGAAGAGUUUUUUGAGAAAGCAGAAGAUCGCAGCUACAACGUGCGCAUUUUACGAGAGAUGUAUCGAGACAGAAAAAAUUAUGUUUACCUCGUGUUUCUUGCCUCAGUUCUCCGUAACGUUAGGCGAGUGAACAAAAUGUUCCAAACAAACACAACUGACCCACUGGUUGUCUUCCAAGAGCUAGAAAAUUUGUAUUUGGAAAUUCUUAGGCGGAUUUUGAAUCCAUCAGUUUUGAGGCACAACACAACGGCAAGUCUGCUGUCGCUAGACCUGGCAAAAAUGAAGUCGAUUUUCCUGCAACCAGAGGUAGUGGACCUAGGUGACGUCUUCAGAGAGAAGAUUUCACUAGUCCCUAUUGAAGACCAACGGGCCGUGAGGGAGCGCUGUUUCCAAUUCUUGAGGCAAAUGGCGAUGGGACUCCAGCAGCGACUUCCAAAUGCCUCCUCUGCACUUCGAAGACUGUGUGCCAUAAAUCCCGAUGGCAUAGAAAGUGCUAAGAGCCGUGAAUGCAUAAUGAAGCUACCGCUGCAUUUUUUUGGAUGUUCCUCAAUCGAACUGGAGUCUGAAAUACGCCAGCUGCAGAGUGUUAGCGGUGCACUUGAUCGCGCAUCAUGUUUGACUUUCUGGCACGCAGCGGCAUCGUACAAGGACCCUUGCGGCGAAUGCCCUUUUCAACACCUGGCGCAAGGAGCACUGAAAAUUUUGACCCUUCCAAUUUCUAACGCUGAUGCAGAGCGCGUGUUCUCUUGCGUGAACUUGACGAAAACAGAGAUCCGUAACAAAAUGAAGCUGGACUUGCUCAUGGCGAUUCUGCGAAUCAAAUUUGGGCUACGACUUCAAGAAAAAACAGCAUCAUCGUUUGACGUUCCUGCUGAGUUGCUGAAUAGAAUGUGCCAAAAUUACUCCGGCAUGAACACUAUCUACUCUAGAUAAACUACGCGGACUGAACUUUUAUUUAUUUGCAACGUACCUGAUGCUUGAAGGCCAAGCAAGAGAACCAAAUUUCCUUGCUCUUUAUUUACUCUGUGUUCUUGUGUUGAUUCAAAAUGAUAUUAUUUAUUGUUCAUUAAUAAAAGUUGCUUAUAAUAAUGGUACUUUUCUACUUGGCUACAAAUUUGGCGCCAAGACCAGGUGGCGUGGCUACUUUUGGCUACUUUUAGCCUCAGUUCUGGCUCUUUUUGAAAAAUUCCCAACGGCAACCCUGAGUACCGCAAAGGUCGGCAUUUGACUGGCAACACUGAGCGGCCACCGCCAUAUACCUUCCAAGCCGACUGCGUCGCGUGGAGGCCGCCGUGUUGGAAGAGCUUGAUAUUCAGUGACACAUCGGGUUGAGUGUUUAAUGAAGUACAAAUACUUUGUGCCCAGAGAUAAUGGUUGCUAAGAACGAAAAGAAAACGUUAUUUUGUGCGAAGUAAUGCAGCCGGCGGUUGUUUUGCACUCCGAUCGUGUUUACUGCUGGAACUGUGCUACGAUUGUGGGCAGCAGCUUAGCGCUGCUAUCGGGAGCUUAUGCGCGCGUUUUUUUUUUCCCUUCCGCGGAGCGAGCUACGUAGGAAACAUUUCGUCACUUCGAGCCGGAAUGAGGCAAGCUUGUGCUUUUGGGCAUCAACAUCGUGGACCGCCGUCGGCUUCUAUUGAAUGUUUCCAAGCAGGACGAAACUAACACCUGACAGUGUCAUCGGCACACGGAACAUCCCACGUCUUGGUUUGACUUCCUGGUACAGGAUACUUGCACUUAGCAUGGAGUGAUGAAGCAGAGCAGUGUACUUUUAUUACAUGUGCAGAUUUUAGCAGUAUAACAGCAGUUCAUUAAAAAAAAACAUGUGUGCUGAAAAUAAAGUGUCCUUACCCA
This is a messenger RNA of Dermacentor andersoni, 3506 nucleotides long. Its product is annotated as SCAN domain-containing protein 3-like. Lineage: Eukaryota; Metazoa; Arthropoda; Arachnida; Ixodida; Ixodidae. The record is from RefSeq and is a predicted model, not a curated record.